CCCACGGCUUCAUCUGUCGCGUGGGUUGGCCGGGUCGCAGGGGCCUGUCUCUGGCCGCCCGGGACCAAGGGCGCUGGUGGAGCAGCUCGCCGCAGGCCCCGGGGUGGUAGAUAGCCCAGGGAGGUGUACAGUCUGCCCUGGGAACAAGGCCAGAAGCGUAUAAAACCUGGAGGAGACACCAUGGAAGAGAAGGUGUUUGGCCAGCAGAAGCAGAUGGAACCUGGGCAGAGGCUGCUUCCCAGCACUGAUUCCAACAAGGAGGCCCCGCAGGCAGCUGUGAAGAGAGAGUACUGGUGGAAGGCCUGGGCAAAGAAGCCAGUCACCUUUGAGGAUGUGGCAGUGAAUUUCACCCAGGAAGAGUGGGAAUGUCUGGAAGCCCAUCAGAGGGUUCUCUACCAGGAUGUUAUGUCUGAGACCUUCAAAAAUCUGGUGUCUGUGGACCUGAUCACCAAGCUUGAACAAGAAGAGAAACAGUGGGGAGCAGAUCUCUGUCCCCCAAAUGGAGAAGGCCUUUCUUCAGGAGGCAAGAAUAAGGAACUUCAAGAACAUAGCCAGAGUUUGAGAGAAGAGAACACUGGAUGCAGAGGGUCAGGCCUAUCCCCUGCUCUGGCUGGGUCCAUGGGCAGGGCACCAGUGUUUCCAGCAUCCAGGGCUGGGCCACCGUUUCCCUGCCACAUCUGUGGUAGAUGUUUCAGUAAGCGCUCCAACCUCCACUACCACCAGUUUGUUCACAAUCUUAAGGGGACUAACAACUGCAGCCAGUGUGGGAAGUCAUUUCGGAACCCCAAGGCCCUUAGCUACCACAGACGCAUACAUCUCGGGGAGAGGCCCUUCUGUUGCUCACUUUGUGACAAGACCUACUGUGAUGCUUCUGGACUGAGUCGUCACCGCCGUGUCCACCUGGGUUACCGGCCCCAUUCAUGCUCCCUCUGUGGGAAGGGCUUCCGGGACCAGUCUGAGCUCAAACGCCACCAGAAAACACACCAAAACCAGGAGCUGGUGGCUGGAAACCAGAAGCAUUUUGUGACAAUUUUAGGUACCACAGCUGGAUUCCAGGAACCCACUGUCAGGAGCCAGGAGCUUGUGGCCGGGCACCACACAUCAGUGACCAGGACCCAAGAACCCAUAUUUAAAACCAAGGGUCCUGUAGCUUACCCUCAGCCAUCUAUGAAUAGAAACCAGGAACCUGCAGCCAAGAACCAGGUGAUCACUGUGAGAACUCAGACACUAGUUACUACAACCCCAGGGCCUGUUACCAGGACUCAGGCAGCCAACUGUAGAGUCCUCUGCCUGAAUACCAGGUCUAAGUCUCACCCACCAAAGGCUUCAAGACUCAAGGUCUUCUCUUGCCCUUAUUGUCCCUUGACUUUUAGUAAGAAGGCCUAUCUUUCCAGGCAUCAGAAGGCCCACCUCACAGAGCAGUCAAACUGCUGCUUCUGCUGUGGCAAGUCCUUCAGCUCAUUGUCUGGGUUAGUCAUGCACCAGCAGACUCACUGGAAGCAGAGGAUCUAUCGUUGCCCUAUCUGUGACAUCUGCUUUGGGGAGAGGGAGGACCUUGUGGGUCACUGGGGGAGCUACAAAGGCAAGGGGCUGUGCCUGGGCAGUCCCCAUAAAUGCUGGGCUAUCCUGGGCCAAUGGCUUGGCCUUUUUCACAAUGGCUCCCCUAUAGCAGGGAAGGAAAUGGAUCUCCUAGGAUCCAUAUCCCCAGGAGAGGGGAGGCAAGGAAGUGAGAAGGUAUGCAGAAGCAGCAACUGA
Messenger RNA from Pteronotus mesoamericanus, 1755 nucleotides. It is a transcript of the gene ZFP57, whose product is annotated as ZFP57 zinc finger protein. NCBI's taxonomy places the organism in Eukaryota, Metazoa, Chordata, Mammalia, Chiroptera, Mormoopidae. The record is from RefSeq and is a predicted model, not a curated record. Bases 181 to 1755 code for a protein of 524 amino acids. Gene Ontology annotation, biological process: regulation of DNA-templated transcription. The transcript is spliced from 5 exons.